UGUAGUAAUGUUCUCGCUUUGUUUUCCCUUGUAAGUUCUACUGCACUGAGAAGCGAGAAAAAAGUCUGCGUCUCUUGACUGAGGAACGAACACAUUAAAUUCAAUCGAGAGUAACCGAAAUAGGGGCUCUAGUAGAAGAAGAAGAAGAUGAUGGCGAUUUCUGGAGAUUUAAGAGUCAACAUGACUUUAGCUUCUUGCCCUGCAAACCCACUUCGACGCUCCUUCACCCCUUCGAAGGUAGGGUUUAGUAGUUUCCUCACUGGAGGAUCUGGUAUUUCUGAAGUUACUCCUAAGUGGCCACACAUUGAACUUGAUGGACGUAAUGUCCGGUGCCACAGUAACCGGUCUUUUGGGAUUGGAGGAGAAACUAAGAUCCCAUCCAAAACGCUAAACCAAGAAGCUGAGGGCUUCCUCCUGAAUGCCAUUCACAUGAGCUUCUUUGAGCGUUUAAACUUGGCCUGGAAGAUACUCUUUCCAUCACCAGUAGCGAAAAGGAACUCUAAUGCAAAGAUUGCCAAACAGCGGUUAAAGAUGAUCCUCUUCUCUGAUAGAUGUGCAGUUAGCGAUGAAGCAAAGCGCAAGAUUGUGAAGAACAUCGUGAGUGCCUUAUCUGAUUUUGUUGAGAUAGAUUCACAGGAUAAAGUCCAGCUUAGUGUCUCAACUGAUACUGAUCUUGGGACUGUCUACUCUGUCACGGUGCCUGUCCGCCGAGUUAAACCUGAAUAUCAAGAGGAGGAUGAAUAUGGGACAAUAACAAAUGUUGAGUACAAAGAUACAGGGGAAAGUUCUGGCUCUGUUGAUGUCAAGUUUGAUUUUUUCCUUCCAGAUGAGAAAUUUUAGUAGAGUUAUGCCUUCUGAUUUUUCACCAUUGAUGGGGUAUGGAAGAUUGUAAUCUCAGCUGUGAUAUAUUCUCUUUUUAGCAGAAGUUCCCACUGCAGCUGUUUUGGUUUUUGGAUUUUGAAACCUUAGAAAACCCUUGAGGUCCUGUAUAUAUUGGAAGUUUUCUAAAGUUGGAGAUACUUUAGUUGUACUUUGGUGGGUUUUGGGAUUGGUUGACAAAUGUUGUGCACCCAAUAUCUACCAUAAAUUAUUGCAUGUAGUGAAUCACUUUGUUCCA
Molecule: messenger RNA, 1117 nt
Organism: Macadamia integrifolia
Lineage: Eukaryota; Viridiplantae; Streptophyta; Magnoliopsida; Proteales; Proteaceae
Product: cell division topological specificity factor homolog, chloroplastic
Exons: 2
Coding region: 148-840 (230 amino acids)
Biological process (GO): regulation of division septum assembly; cell division; chloroplast fission
Source: RefSeq, a predicted model, not a curated record